Molecule: messenger RNA, 2294 nt
Organism: Tarenaya hassleriana
Lineage: Eukaryota; Viridiplantae; Streptophyta; Magnoliopsida; Brassicales; Cleomaceae
Product: endoglucanase 25-like
Exons: 6
Coding region: 120-1991 (623 amino acids)
Biological process (GO): carbohydrate metabolic process
Molecular function (GO): hydrolase activity, hydrolyzing O-glycosyl compounds
Source: RefSeq, a predicted model, not a curated record
ACACAUAUAUUUCUUCUUCUUCUUCUCCUUCGCUUUCUCCGUUCCGCUUCCUCUCUGACUUUGUUCUUUGGCAGGUCUGGUCAGUAACGAGUCGUCGUAACUCCCGAUCUCCAGCGAGCAUGAGCAUCGACGCGGCGGAUUCCUCAACCGGCGACGAUCGUAGCUGGAAUCUUCAGGAUCUCGACCAUGCUGCUGCGGUGUCGCGGAGCUCGUUGCUUGGUCCAUCGGAGCGGAAGAAGAAAUACAUCGAUCUCGCCAGCCGCAAGAUCGUCCUCUGGACUGUCGGAACGAUUCUCGCCGCCGGAUUUCUUGCCGGAUUCAUCACAUUGAACGUAAAAAAUGUGCCACGUCACAACCAUAAGCACUGGCCGCAGGAUAGUUACCCUAUCGCUCUCCACAAGGCUCUCGAGACAGCGUCGCGUCACCGGGACCAAACCCCGCCGCGGAAUAACUACACUGCCGCUCUCCACAAAGCUCUGAUGUUCUUCAAUGCUCAACGAUCUGGGGAACUACCGAAGCACAAUAACGUGCCAUGGAGGGGCGAUUCUUGCUUGCAAGAUGGCAAGGGAACUUCAGGGAGCUUCUACAAAGAUCUGGUUGGAGGCUACUACGAUGCAGGAGAUGCCAUCAAGUUCAACUUCCCCAUGUCUUUCGCCAUGACCAUGCUGAGCUGGAGCGUCAUUGAAUACAGUGCCAAAUACGAAGCUGCCGGUGAGCUUAGCCACGUUAAAGAGAUCAUCAAAUGGGGCACCGACUAUUUUCUCAAGAACUUCAAUAGCACCGCUGAUUCAAUCGAUAAUCUGGUGUCACAGGUUGGAUCUGGGGGUACUUAUGAAGGAAGUACAACUCCUAAUGACCACUACUGCUGGAUGCGGCCUGAGGAUAUUGACUAUGAAAGGCCCGUGUCAACAUGUAAUGGUGGGUGCUCGGAUCUUGCGGCAGAGAUGGCAGCUGCUUUGGCUUCAGCAUCCAUUGUCUUUAAGGACAACAAAGCAUAUUCGCAGAAACUUGUCCACGGUGCUAAGACGGUCUAUCAAUUUGCAAGGGCCCGGAGGGGCAGAUACAGUGCUGGUAAUGCUGAUAUUAGCAAGUUUUAUAACUCAACCAUGUAUUGGGACGAAUUCAUCUGGGGAGGAGCCUGGCUGUAUUAUGCCACUGGAAACAACACCUACCUUGAACUAAUCACGAAACCCGCUUUGGCCAAACACGCUGGUGCCUUCAAGGAUGGCCCAUACUAUGGUGUCUUUAGCUGGGACAACAAACUCCCUGGUGCCCAGUUGCUGUUGAGCCGGCUGAGAUUGUUCAUGAGCCCUCGAUACCCGUACGAAGGAGUUCUGAGUGCCUUCCACAAUCAAACCAACAUCAUUAUGUGCUCAUACCUGCCUUAUUUCAGAAAAUUUAGCAGAACUGAGGGAGGUUUGAUUCGGCUAAAUCAUGGACAUCCGCAGCCUCUCCAGUUUGCUGUAAAUGCGGCUUUCUUGGCCACACUUUACAGUGAUUAUCUCGAUGCUGCCGGUACUCCUGGAUGGUUCUGUGGACCUAACUUCUAUUCUACUGAUGUCCUGCGCGAGUUUGCGAGAUCUCAGAUUGAUUACAUCCUUGGUAAAAAUCCCCGGAAAAUGAGUUACGUUGUGGGCUUUGGCGAACGCUACCCGAGACGUGUGCACCACAGAGGAGCUUCAAUUCCUAAGAACAAAACCAGAUACAACUGCAGAGGUGGAUGGAAGUGGAGGGACAGCAAAAAACCAAACCCAAACACAAUUGUUGGAGCCAUGGUCGCGGGUCCCGACAAGCACGACGGGUUCCAUGAUGUCCGCACUAACUACAGCUACACUGAGCCGACUCUCGCUGGCAAUGCUGGUCUUGUCGCAGCCCUCGUGGCAUUGUCAGGUGACAGAGGUUCUGGAUCGAUCGACAAAAACACGAUCUUCUCCGCUCUUCCUCCCAUGUUCCCAACACCACCGCCGCCACCAGCACCUUGGAGACCUUAAGAAGCUGUAAUACAUUUGCUUUAUCGAGUGUGUUACAUAACCAUUGCGUUUUCCACGGCAUCAAUCACACGAGGAAGGUAUGGAAAUCAAGGGGUAAACAUCAUUGUCUGAAUACAAGUGAGGGAUUUGGUUCUGUUGGUUAGAUCUGGUCUGAAAGUUAAGAUUAGCAAAAACAAAACUUGGUCUUUUUUUUUUGUAUUUUCUUUUGAUCUUGUGGUGUAUAAAUCUAUAUAUGUAUCUGUAUAUGUAUGGUACUGAACCAAGUAUUCUUUGAAAAACAUCGAGUUCUGCUCAUUUCCAAUU